ACCUACUACAGUAACAUUGUGCCCACUGCAAUUGACAUAUCGCACCUCGUUCGUUGAACUUAACGUGGCCCACCUGCGCUGGCCGCGAUUCUGACUCGGAACUUGAACCCAUCGGAGGACAAGCCAUGUCGCACCCAGCCGCGAAGCGACCUCGCACUGACCAUGAUGAGGAUGGUCAACAGCCUACCGAAGAAAAGGUCUCCACUGGUAUUCGAGACAAAGAAGCCUGGUUCCCUGACGGCAACAUCGAUAUCGUCGCGGAGGGGAUCGCUUUUCGCGUCCAUCGCACUGUGCUCUCCGCUCAGUCCGAGGUCUUUCGUGUCAUGCUGUCGAUUCCUCAACCAGCCGCUACGGGGGAUGACGGGGAUUUUCCUGUUGUGAAAGUUACGGAUUCCGCAGACGACAUGCGGCACCUGCUGCUUGUUCUCUACUAUCGGGAUGAAUCUUUCAGGCCGCAACAAAAAGCGCGCUUCGGAGUUGUCAGUCGCCUCGUCCGUCUCGCGCACAAGUAUGAAAUCCAGAGCGUGCUGGACGAUGCAAUGGGUCGCAUCAGAGUUUUCUACCCAUCAAACCUGGAAGACUUCUUGAAAGUCCUGAAAGCUCCCCCUUCUAGCCCCACUUUGGAGCACAAAAACACCGACUGCUUCGAGGUUGUCCAGCUCGCACGACUCAUUGGAGAUAAUUCACUCCUACCAGCCGCCUUUUACCGUUGCUGCCAACUCAAGCCAGGCCCCUCCUCGGCAAACAAUCGGACGCGCCUGUCUGAUGAGGACAUGGAACGGUGUAUGGCGGGCAGGGCCUACCUGGCGAAUAUAAGUAUGCUUGUCAAGCGUGCGGUCCUGCAAGACGGUAAAACCGAGGACUGUUUCCAAGACACAUGCGACGACGGCUUGACCAGGAUGACGGAGGGAAUCGAGUCAUUGAUGAUGAUACAGUAUAGUGAUACACGCUGCAACGCGUUGACUUGCAUGGAGAUAGACGAAUAUGAUGAGGUCCUAUGUGGGUGGUGCAUAGCAUCAUAUAAACGCAGAUUACUGGAGGUGCAGAAGGAUAUAUGGAACACACUUCCGGAGAGGUACAUACUCAAUCUCAAGUGAUACCCGGACCAAGAGCACGAAUCCCAUGUUAUCCGAAGAUGUUGUUUGUAUUCUACUGUUUGCCAACGUAGACCAGAGAGAAUACAUCACUCUCAAGUCCGACCGCUAUGUAGAAAGAAAUUGUAUUGCAGCCUCUCAAAAU
This is a messenger RNA of Fomitopsis serialis, 1239 nucleotides long. RefSeq lists its product as uncharacterized. Bases 126 to 1097 code for a protein of 323 amino acids. NCBI's taxonomy places the organism in Eukaryota, Fungi, Basidiomycota, Agaricomycetes, Polyporales, Fomitopsidaceae. Gene Ontology annotation, molecular function: protein binding. The transcript has 4 exons. The record is from RefSeq and is a predicted model, not a curated record.